This is a messenger RNA of Pomacea canaliculata, 6364 nucleotides long. RefSeq names its product schlafen family member 13-like. NCBI's taxonomy places the organism in Eukaryota, Metazoa, Mollusca, Gastropoda, Architaenioglossa, Ampullariidae. The record is from RefSeq and is a predicted model, not a curated record.
AUUCAAAUAAAAAUACUUCAUUAUAUUCAACUAAUAUUAUCGACCAAAAAAAAAAAAAUGCAUCACUAAUUUUGCUCGUGUGUCCAGUCUGUAUAGUGUAGGGCCAUUAAACCGCGAAUUCGCUUAAGCCGCGCAAAAUGCAUGGAUCCCAAAUUUUUGACGCUAUGGAUCGUACGGACCUGGACAUGGCCCCUCAAACACUCGAGACAGGUGCCGCAAGGUGGAAGCACUUUCCUACUACACGAACAACAUCAAACAGUCAGGGCUGCCAUGUAUUACCUGCCAUCACAGGAGGUUCACAUGAUUUGGAACAUGACCAAGGAGGCAGCAUUUAGAACUGUGACUUAAGAUGGAAGCUCUCUCCUCAGAUUCAAUAUAUAACCAGCUGCCACAUUAUGGAGACACCAUCUUGGACUGUGCGGUUUAUAUUUCACGCAGUAUUCAUGAUGCAGAAAACCAGCAAGUACUGCACCAUGUCUGUGCCCUUCUAAACUCAGGGGGAGGAAUUCUUCACAUGCGAAAUGUUGACCAUGAUCAUCAGGUUCAGAGCAAAGACCUUGACAUGUGGUGGAGUGGCAUAGAAAAUCGUCUUGCUGACAUUUUGUCUGGUGAUGACCUUUGCAACUACUUUGACUUCAUUGGCAACUUUGAUGACCAAUAUUUCUUCCUUUUUGUGAAGACUGCAGAGCAUCUGUGCACUGUCAAUUACCACUGCCGUCUGCCAUCUGACACUGCCACUCACUAUGUCACAUACGCCUCAGCUGUUAAACUUUUGUCGAAGACAGGAGAGCCAGCAUCAUUAGCGGAACUACCAGCAGUCCCAAAAGAAUUUGUUUAUGGACACAUUGAGGAAACCCUGAAGCAAGAAGGAAAACAGAUCCAGUUCAAGCUGCUGACAAAUGACAGUCCCAGGAUAAAGGCGUUCUCAGAAAAAAUCAGCUCCUAUUGCAGCAAGUAUAUCACUGCCUUUGCAAAUCACUAUGGAGGACAUGUGUACUUUGGAAUAGAAGAUACUACUGCAGCUGUGUUUGGGGAAAUUAUUAGGUCUAAAGAUGAAGUGAUAAUUGUUCAGCAGAUGGAGAAGAAGAUGAAUAGUGUCUUGUGGGGAGAUGCUGACUUCAAGGCUGUAAGAGGAAAACACUGGGACAUACAGUUUCACCCUGUCUCUGGAUGCCCCAAUAUGGAAAGACGGAGUGUUGUGGUGGUAUCUAUCUGCAAGUUUCCUGGCGGUGUCUUUACAUCUUGUCCUGAGAGUUUUGUAGUCAGACCCAAGAGAAAAAUUCGACAGCUUACUUUUGCUGAAUGGAAGAAAGAAAUGCUAAAUCAAGCGAGAGUCAAGCCAGAAUUGCUGAACCGCUUUGUGAAAUUGUCUCUUCACACCCCUUUUAGCAGCCUGGUCUUUGCUUUGCCUCACACACUUCAAGACGCAAAGGAAAAGAUCCUAAAAUUGUCUACUGGAUUCAAUCUGCAUCCUCCUUCAUACAUGGAUACAUUGAAGGAUGCCCACCUGCGUAACAGUAUACGACACGUCCUUAGCACAUUUGUGUGUGAGACACACCUAGCAGUUGCUCUCCACUGCUUUGGCACACAUUUAAGCUCCCCCAUGCCUGAGGACAUGUGCACAUCCAUCUUUGUUUUGAGCAAAAACUAUGGAGCCCUUCUAAUUUGUUUUAUCACCUCCCAUGCCAACUAUGCAGAGGUAAUGAGAAGGGCUCAGACAAUGGCCAUUGAGUUCAAGGAAAAACUGAUAAAGAGGGGAGGGUGCAUGGAUCGGCUGGGAAUCAAAGUUCACCUCCUCAGUUUGGCAGACCCAUUUCUGCUACAAAAUUUUCAGGUUACCAUUGAUGCUCCAUCCCAUCCUUCCACUUACUUCCUUACUGAAGAGAAGAUGGAUCACAUCAGAACAGCUCUCCUCAUCUCCAUGGCUAGCUAUGAAACUGUGGCAGACAAUGCCUGCUGUGACAACUACUACUUUCUCCUAAUUGGGCAGCUGCAACUGCUAUGGACACGUCAGUUCACCAAAGAGCUCUGGGUUCAUGGUCCACCAGGUUCUGGCAAGACUAUGGCUAUCGUGGAGAUGAUUCGUGAGUUGGUGAACAGGGGUUGUCAGUCAUCCCAGAUUCUGUACAUUGCAGAGGGUCCCCUUUUGUGCACAUAUGUCAGCAAUUUCAAUUUAUGCACAGUCAUUAGCAGACGUGAGCUCAUGCAAGAUAGUACCAUAGCGGAGCUCUUCAACAAGAAGUACAGCUGUGUUCGAAAUGUGUUUAUUGACGAUGCCCAGAACUUCAAGGACAGAGAUGGAGACUGGUACUCGUUAGCAAGCAGUCUAGCCAAUCAAGGUGAAGACAACUCCACACUUAAAAAAUGUGAUGAAAAUUGUGCUGCAAGCCAGGGUACCAGUUCAACCAUUAAAGGCUGCAGUUCCGAGGAUCUUACUGAUGGAUUUUUUUGGGUAUGUCUGGAUUAUGCUCAAAAAGUCCACAAGUUUAAGGCUGGCUUACCUGGAGUGAUUGGCAAGAAUAACUUCAUGCUGAGUGAGAUUACAAGGAAUACAAAGGAAAUCUUCAAGUAUGCAGCCAAGUUUUUAAACAAAACAAGUGAAGGUUUGACAGAAGGACAGGACUUUCUCUCCGAUAACCCUGUUCUGGGUCAUGACUAUGAAAGUGGCCAUAGUGUGGAAGUAGUGAAAUGCAGGAAGGAUGCUGUGCAAAAUACCUUGUGUCAUGUUCUGGAUUCAUAUUUAGGAAACGGAGCUCAGCCUGGAGAUAUUGCCAUACUUGUCAGCAAGAGCAAAGACAGAGAGGUUGUGGAAAAAGAUCUUCAUGCGAAUGCAUCACAUGGGAAACUAGAUGUGAUGGUGGAUACUGUACGGCAGUUUAGUGGUCUUGACAAGCCUAUCAUCAUUGGACUCGACCCUUAUGCUGAUGUGAACCAUGCUGACAUGGAUAAAUUAAUUGCCAACCUUGUCACUCGGGCCAGAGAUGGACUGGUCAUCAUCACUUCAUCAGAUGAGCUGAUGAAAAAACUGCAAGAUCAGUAACAAGUAAAGCAAGGUACCAUGAGCCAUUGUGCUUUGAAAUGUGAUAAAGCUGUAACACAUUUUCUUGCUGCAUAAUGGCAGAUAUCCAUCAAUAUCAAGAUAAGCUAACCUAACCAUGUGUAAGCAAACCAGCAUACAAAGCAUUGUACAUAUAUACAAGCCAAUCAUCCAGAAAAUUUUAUAUUAGAAAUGGUACCAAGACAAUAAAUAUUUAACCCAGAUUCCACUUCAAAAACAAGCUUUCCUUCCUCUGGCCAAGAACUUGGGGCCCAUUUCAGUGCUUUUCUGAAACUCUUAACUGGCUAAUAAUUCUGCCGAAAACUUACUUUCAUUCAUGAAUUACAGAAAUUUAAUGACCUCUUGAAAAAUACUAUGAUCUACAGAAAAUAGCCUUUUUUAAAAUAUCAAGGUGUCAUUUGUUCAUAUGCAGAGGUGAUUAGCUGUUUUCAUCAUUUUGUUAGAAGUUUGAGAGAGAAAAAACUAUUUUAACUCAUUUCAUGAAUGAUGAAGGAUCUCACUGAUUAAAGAAACGCACAUAUUAUGCAUAAUCUAUUGUCUUUCUAAUUAGCAGUUCUUCAUAUAACAUGCACAAAAAUCGAUAAAGCUAGGAAGAUAAUGAUACAAUUGUGUGAGUGUAAAUUAAAGAAUAUUUCACUUUACUAAAAUACAUGUCCUUGGGACUAAAGUUUUAUGUAAAUCAAAUUGAAUUUAGGUGGAACAUCACAAAGCUGUUUACAAACUUGCUUAUAAGCAGCAUGUGAAAUUGUGGGGUGCACUGUAGCCGAGACUAAAGUAAACAGCAUUAUGUCCCUUUGGCUGGCUGGACUGCUAAUCCUCUUUCUCAUUGCCUGUGAAUUUUCAUUGAUCUUGAUAGUUGAUGUUAUCUCUUUGUGCUUUCAUUUGACUGCCUCCUCUAAUGCUCUAGGGUUGCUUUAAUUCCUGCAUCAGCUUGUUUUCUUUAUUAUUGACUAACAGUCUCUUUAGCCACAUCAAUGCCAUGCUCUUCACUGUAAUAUGUAUGCACUUCAUUUCCAGACUACUUGCUAGCUACCUUCUAUCGCUUAGAUAGCUUGUAGAUAAUUGAUUUAGGUGUGUCAACAGUGUAGACUCUAAUUGAACAUGCAUUUCCACUAGCUGCAAGCAGUUUAAUUUGUACACACUUCUCUUUGCUAAGAUUUUGUCCUUCGAAUUUUUCAACACACUACUGUAGACUCCACAUUACCAUGACUUGUUAACCUUUUUCUGCUGUAUUUUUACAACAUGGUUGUGUUGAAUCUUUAAUAUGCUUUUCAUUUUUCAACUGUGAUUUAUGUUUAUUAAUGGCUGUUCUCAUGAAUACUGUGAUAUGUAAACAGCAGUGAGUUCUCCCAUAGGGAAUUCAGGGCUUUAUAUAACUGAGCUUAUUAUUGUUACUAAUGUGUAUGAUAAAUAUGCAAAAAGAUUUAAUGUGCAAAGCUUACUACCUCCCUAACUUUACCUUGUUUGUAGGAGACUAAAGGCAUUUUUGUAUAUGUACAAUUUGUGUUCUCUAUUUCGAUAGAUCUUGAUCCGUAUAUGCAUAUCUUAAUACAAAUUUGUGCAACAUCAGACCAAGCAUGUAAUCACCUGUAAAUCUUAUUAACAGAUAUUGGUUUAGCACGAUGUUUUCAAUUGACUCUCAUCAUUUUAUAAACUUUAUUUUGCUGUUUACAAAUACUGAAAUACGUAGCCUACGUUAUCUUUCAGAUUGAACAGUCUUACUUUCCUUUUGUUUUAUGACUUUACUUUUAGCUAAAAUAUGCUAGAAUAUAAAAAUAGCUAAAAUAUACCAAAGCAGAGAUCUGCACAAAUGGGUUUAUUAACAAAGAGGUAAGCAGCUUUAAGUACUUGAGAGCCACCCUCUCCAAGGAUGGCACCUCCAUAACAGAUAUCUGCAUUGGGAUCACAACAGCAGCAAUGGCUAGGUAGACAGGAUCUGGCAUAGCUAUUAUAUCAGGUUUACUAUGAUCUGAACAGCUCUCUCGUGGUGCCCAUCCUGCUCUACAGAUGUGAAAUAUGGACUCUGCUUGCUGACACAGAAAGCAGAAUCCAGGCAUUCGAGAGCAAAUGCCUGAGAAGGCUGCUCUGGGUCUCAUACAGAGAACAUAAAACCAGUGAAUUUGUACAAAGCACUGUUGCCACACUGGUAGGACACCAAGAACCUCUACUUAAAUAGUCAAGCAAUAUAAGCUGGUCUGGUUUGUUUAUUGGAGUUUAAGGCCAUGUCAGCAACCGAGGCCAUCUCAUGGCGAGAGCAAUGUGCAGGACCAUUUAAGGGUUUAAAGAUAUUUGACGAAGAUAUUCUUUUUUUAGUUAUGUACAAUAAGAAACUUUUAAAUGAACUGGGCUUAUUAUAUCAGGUGAAACAUUUGGAUAGAGCAUAUUGGGAUGGUCUGGUUUGGCCUUGUGACACCUUGUAGAAGACUGUUCUUCAAGUUACCUUGGAGGGUGACCAGAGGUAGAACUGUUUCAUGAACAUCAAAGACUGGACUGUGGUUUUGUGCAGGGCCUGCUCACUAUUGCCCAAACCAGGUAUAAGUGGCAGGCCUUGUCAGCUGCCCCAUCUAUCCAUGUGCUCCCUCCAACCACCGGUACCAAUUGAGAGAUGACUGAUGUUUUUAGUGGGUUUUUUUAUGUACCAGAUGACAUGACAGUAUGGAUACACAUCGACCUAUAAGUCUCUUCAAUUUCAGGUUUAAUGUAUGAAUGUCCGUUAAACAUGGUUUGAUCUGUAGGGGCCCUAAUAUCUUUGCUCUUCAGUAAGUUAUGGUAACAGUUACAAGUGCUGCUAAAUUUUUCUCUUCACCUGGUUAUAAUUAGGUUUGGCAGACCUAUCUAGCAACUGUGGGCUGUCCCCCAACAGUAUUUAUGCAUAUCCAAUUCAGUAUAAUAUUUACAUACUUGCAUAACUCAUGCUAUGAGCAAAUCAAAUAAGACUGUAUCAGUAGCUGGUUUAUUGAUUAAAAAUGUUCUCUACAAUGUAAUAUUACAUCAACAUAUUACAGAAGUUUAUACACAUAAAAACUUCCAUCUCAUACUUUUUAUUUUAACCAUUCUUAUCCAUGCAUUCACCAUGCACGCUGUUUUCUUCCUUUAUUUACCAGGGACUUUUCCAUUGUUUACAUACCUUCACAUGGGUAUGCGAAGUUGCAUAAUUACUAUGAACAAUAUAAUUGUAACAUAUAAAUAUCUGUUCUUACAACACAUGACAUUACAAUGGUUUCCUUGAAAUCUACUUGAGCAGCUGUCAACUUAAUCCAUCACUAUGCCACACUGCAAAAUAAAAAUAGACAAAGCAAAAUAAAA